AUGGGCAUGGUCAUGGGGAAGAGAUCACAAAAGGGAAUAUAUGACACAGGGAAUGUUAUUCCCUGUGUCGUAUCUCAGUGGAGUGUCUGGAGCGGCUGCGCAGAGCCUUGCCAGACAACGUAUCGCCUUCGGAGGAGGCACGUCAUCCAGGAGCCCAGGAAUGGAGGAGAGGGAUGCCCUCCUCUGGAGGAGAGGGCUGGCUGUGUGGAGUACUGGACUGAGCAAGGAACAGAGUGCAAACAGUCCCUGAUCCCAGCAUUAAUAACAACAGGAGGGUUUGGAAAAGCGAGGAAAAAAAGAGCUGCUUCUGAUGGCAAUGAAAGAGCAGGGUACUGUGUUGAGUUCCAGCUUGUGGCCAUCACACCGGGCUGCUCGCACAGCCACCACUCGUACACUCACUGGAUGCAGUAUCUCAGGGAAGGCCACACCGUCUGCGUGGAGUGUCAGCACCCAGCUUUAGACUCCAGCAGCCUCCAUUGUUAUGGGGAUGGCAGUGGAAGCAAAAAGAAUCAGCUGUUGCACUGGCAGGCAGUAGGGAACCCGCGAUGCCAGGGAACCUGGAAGAGAAUGCGCCAGCUGGACACUUGCUCCUGCCCUUCUGUUCACAGCUUCUUGUUCAUCUAACUUCUCCUGACAGCCCCAGCAAGCGAGCGCUGUGAUGGCUUUUCUGGCACCAAUGUGCAGCAGCAGUGGGAACCACAUC
Messenger RNA from Antrostomus carolinensis (chuck-will's-widow), 703 nucleotides. RefSeq names its product somatomedin-B and thrombospondin type-1 domain-containing protein-like. NCBI's taxonomy places the organism in Eukaryota, Metazoa, Chordata, Aves, Caprimulgiformes, Caprimulgidae. Bases 1 to 624 code for a protein of 207 amino acids. The record is from RefSeq and is a predicted model, not a curated record. The transcript is spliced from 5 exons.